Messenger RNA from Colletotrichum truncatum, 1044 nucleotides. RefSeq lists its product as uncharacterized. Gene Ontology annotation, molecular function: hydrolase activity. The record is from RefSeq and is a predicted model, not a curated record. Lineage: Eukaryota; Fungi; Ascomycota; Sordariomycetes; Glomerellales; Glomerellaceae.
AUGGCUGUUGACAAGAUCGCACCCAACGACCCCCGCAUCGAGCGCAAGCAAGCUCAUGUGAGGGGCAAGACCUACUCUUACCUCUACGGCAAGCCUGAGGGUACCCCCAAGGGCACCGUCGUCCUCGUUCACGGCUGGCCCGACAUUUCGCUUGGAUGGCGGUACCAGAUUCCCCUUUUCCUCUCCCUCGGCUACCAGGUCGUCGUCCCGGAUUGCCUGGGCUACGGCCAGACCUCAUCCCCGCAGGAGCUGGGAGAAUUCACCCUCAAGAGCAUGUCGGAUGAUAUCAAGGAGCUGAGCGAGCACGUCGCCCCCGGCGAGCAGAUCAUCCUCGGCGGCCACGACUGGGGUGGUGCUCUCGUCUGGCGCGUCGCCCUCUGGCACCCUUCCCUCCUGAAGGGCGUCUUCAGCGUCUGCACCCCCUACAACUCGCCCACGACCCACUGGUUCGACCUCGCCGAUCUCAUUGCCGCGGGCAAGUUUCAAAACUUCAAGUACCAGCUCCAGCUGCGCGGCCCCGAGGUCGAGAGCCGCCUCACGAAGGCCGAGGACAUCCGCCAGUUCCUGCAGGGCAUCUACGGAGGCCGCGGCUCCGAGGGCGAGCUUGCCUUCACGACGGACCGCGGUGUCGUCUUCGAGAACCUUGGCAAGAUCGGUCCUUCGCCUCUGCUCAACGACGCCGAGAUCGAGUACUACACCGAGAACUUCGCCAAGAGCGGCCUCUGCGGACCCCUGAACUGGUACCGCACGCGCAAGCUCAACUACGAGGAGGAGCUGCCCUUGGCUGAGGAGGCGCAGAAGGAAGGCAAGCCGAUCAAGGUCACACCACCGAGUCUGUUCGUGCUUGCUAGCAAGGACGCGGCUUUGCCCCCGGCCAUGGCAGCAGGUAUGGAUCAGCACUUCGAGGACCUUACGCGGGGAGAGGUCAAGGCGUCGCACUGGGCUCUGUGGGAGGCUCCCGAGGAGGUCAACAAGCAGAUUAAGGAGUGGUUGGAUAGCAAGGUCAACAAGCCGUCAGCGAACCUGGCAGUGAUUAAUUGGUAG